CCCAAACCCUAGGUCAGAUCCCAUCGACCCCCCCAUCGCAUCCCUCCUCUCCUCGCAGCCGCCGCCACCUCCUCCCUCGAUCCAGUCCUCUCCCCGGCCUCCUUUCCCCGAUCCAGUCCUCUCCCCGCCGCUCCCACCCACCGCCGACCUCGCAGCCCUCCUCACCACCGCCGCCGACCUCGUCCCUCCCUUCCCUCACCAUCUCUCCCUACCCUAUGCCCCAGAUCGAGUCGAGCAGGUCGGCCGACGCGCUAGGGUUCCGUCCCUCCGGCCCUGCCGUUGCCGCGAUCGCCCCGGCGCUCCCCGCUCCGCCCCCACCCGACCCCCAACACACUGGUGCUCUCCCCCCUCCCGCAGCCAUGGCGGAGAAGCUGAGGGUCUAGGGUUCCGGCGAGAUGUCGACGGCGAAGCCCCUCCCCCGCGGCCAAUCGCGGCGCCCCCGCCCCCCUCCCCCGCGCAGGCGAGGCGGAUUGGCGGCCUUGGCCACGCCGAUCUGGCGGACACAGCCUCGAUCCGGAGGGAGGGAUUUGGCAGCCAUGGUGAUGGGGGUCGCCUCCCUCCUCCCUCCCCUCGCCGGAGCUCACCGGCGGGGCCCUGGGCUGGCGCGGCUCCCGCGAACAGAAGCCCGUCGCAGCAUCGCACAGCAGCAAGCCCAUCGCCCCAGACCGACGCACGGCGACCUCAGCAACUCCGGACAGGAUGGUCGCGGUCAGGGUGAGCCCCUCUUACGCUUCCACCAGUACCAGGUCGUCGGGAGGGGCCUGCCGACGCCGACGGAGGAGCAUCCCAGGAUCUACCGCAUGAAGCUCAGGGUCAUGUUUCGUUGUGCAUCAGCUAUACUGUGUCUGCGACAAGAGGGGAGGACUGCUUUGCAAUCUCAACGUACCCUAUUCAUCAGAGACAACAUCUCCGUGGGCGCCUCCGUGUGCUCUUUUGGCAGCUCGGAGCCAUGCUGUCAGAGCUCUUCACCAACUGGACCAUCUACACCAACAAGGCGGCGACGCUGGUGACGCUGCUGUUCGUGAUCGCGGUCAACCUGGCGAUCAGCAUCCUGCCGCACAUGAUGCGCCCGGCGCCAUGGAGUACCUCAAGGGCAUGCUCGCCUCCCCCAGCAUCCCGAUCUCAACGAGCCUAGCGGCCGCCGUCCUUGUCCUGCUCGAGGAGCAGGAGGAGGAGGGGCGCAUCUAGCCAGCCACAAAGGGCCUGCUCUGUACCACCACAUCAUCGGCCUUCUGCAGCAUCGAGUUCAAUAUGUCAGAUGACCCUUCCUAUCCGUCUGAUAUGAUGGUCAAUAGUUGCUUGUAGAUGAAUGAUGAAGUGUUGCUGUGAAUGUGAAUGAGUAGCCACAAGUCUGUUUGCAUCAUUGCCAUAGCUAGUGAAUGAGCAGCCACAAGUCUAUUUGCGUCACUGCCAUAGUUACCUGAAUACAAAUGAGCAGCCACAAGUCUGUCUGAUAGAAUUUCCCCAAAACUAUGUGGGAAAUUUGGUUAACCUUGUUGAUAUCAGAUAUCAUUCUAACACCUGAUUAGCAUA
Molecule: messenger RNA, 1533 nt
Organism: Triticum aestivum (bread wheat)
Lineage: Eukaryota; Viridiplantae; Streptophyta; Magnoliopsida; Poales; Poaceae
Exons: 4
Coding region: 396-1010 (204 amino acids)
Source: RefSeq, a predicted model, not a curated record